AUGAGAGGAGGGGGUUUGAGAUGGGAGGCGGAGGAGGAGGAGGGAGGGGAGGAGGAGGAGGAGGAGGGGGAGGAGGAGGAGGAGGAGGAGGAGGAGGAGGAGGAGGAGGAGGAGGAGGAGGAGGAGGAGGAGGAGGAGGAGGAGGAGGAGGUGCUUCCGCCAGUGUACCCGCAGCGGCCGGGGGAGCAGGAGUGUGCGUAUUACAUGCGGACGGGCAGCUGUGCGUAUGGGUCUAGAUGCCGCUUCAACCACCCUCCCAGGUUGGAGGCGAUGCAACCGCUGCUUCCAGCCACGCCCUAUCCACAGCGACCAGGGCAAACAGAGUGCAAGUACUAUCUCAAGACUGGCACGUGCAAAUACGGUCCCUCCUGCACCUUCCACCACCCGCCCCUACUCCCCGCAACGCCUGCUGCCUCCUCCCACCUGCCUCUUAAUACCCUUGGCUAUCCCCUCAGACCGGGAGAGACGGAAUGUGCUUUCUUCCUUCGGACAGGACGAUGCAAGUUCGGAUCUACAUGCAAGUUCCACCACCCUGACCUGCACACGGCCCCGCUACAUCCGACCCAGCAGCUGACGCCCCUUGGGCAACAACCGUCCCCGCUAUAUCCGUCCUCGCUACAUCCGUACCAACAGCUGCAGCUGCCUGGUGUGCUACAACCGUCCCAACAGCACCCCUCCCAGCUACAUACGUCCAAUCAGCAUCCCUCUUACCAGUACCCCUCCCAGCAGCCCUCCCAGCCACAUCCGACCCAGCAGCAGCAGGUGCAGGUGGCACACCCAGGCGAGGCACACACAGAAGAAGUAGAGGGGGCAGAUAAGCAACACCUGAGCAGCUGCAUCUCUGGGGACGCAUCCGGGGAGCAACAAGCCACUUCCAACAUGUCGUCAUCAGCCCCAUACAUGACGUCAUCAGGCCCGUACAUGACGUCAUCAUUCCCCUACGCAUCCUCAGUUGCUCCUUAUCCUCCAUACCCCCACCACUUUUCUCAGUACCCGCACCACCCUCAGCAUCCUCCUCACUAUACUUACUACCCUCACUACUCUUCCACAAAUCCCCCUGCCGGUCGCUGUGGUAAUUCCAUUCCUCCUGCCGCUUCUGAACUUCCUCCUCCCUCUUCUCUUCCUCCUGCUCCUGCUCUUGCCCCUCCUCCCACUGCUGCUACCACCGCUGCCCCGCUUUUCCCGCCUCCUCCUUGGCCUGCCCCUGCUCCUCCUGUUCCUGCUUCUGAUCCUUCUGCUGCUCCUGCCACUCUUGCUGUUGCUCCUGCCGCUGCUGCUUCUCUUGCUGUUCCCCUUGCUCCCCUUGUUACUCCUCAUGCUCCUCCUCUUCCCCUUGCUCCUCCUGCUCCUCAUGUUGCUUCUCCUGCUGCUCCUCCUCCUCUUGCUGCUCCGCAUGCUCUUCCCCUUGCUGCUUCUCUUACUGCUGCUUCUGCCUCUGCUCAUCUCUUCUCUCUAGUGGUCCCCCACUCCGUCCUCCCACCACCACCAUCAGAAGCACCAGCAGCAGCAGCACCAGCAGCAGCGCCAGCAGCAGCAGCAGCAGCAGCAACAGCUGGCACCGCUGCUGCUCCUUUCCAGCUCAAUCAGGCUUCACUUGGUCUAGGUUCCAUUGGGAUAGGUGCUCCUGAGGUAGGUGCUUCUGGGGUAGGUGCUUCUGGUGUAGGUGUUUCUGGUGUAUGUGCUUCCUAUGCAGAUGCCUCUGGUUCUGGUUCUGGUGUGAGUGCAGCUGGAGUAGGUGCUUCUGGUGAAGGUUCUUCUGGUGUAGGACCGUUUUUUUCGGGCCCACCUACCACAGCGGUUACCGCGCUACCCCACGUACCUGCCUGCCUUGCCUUGCCUUGUGACGUGCUGCACUACGCGAGCCGUCCAGCAGCCCUAGCGCUGCCUCCUGCUGCCCUAGGCCAGCGCGCUGCCCCUAGAGGCCCGUAA
This is a messenger RNA of Closterium sp. Yama58-4, 1929 nucleotides long. The record is from the annotation of a GenBank genome assembly. NCBI's taxonomy places the organism in Eukaryota, Viridiplantae, Streptophyta, Zygnematophyceae, Desmidiales, Closteriaceae.